AUGUCGACGCACACUGUUCGUUCGGAUAUCAUCCUUCAAGGACAGAAUAACUGGGAGCUUUGGAUCUUCAUCGUCAAGCGUAUUGCCGAAGCAGGAGACGUAUGGGAAUACAUUGAUCCCAACAAACCAGCCAAUCCUCUGCAAAAGCCUGUCCAGCCUACUAGGCCAGCGCCCACUGAGCUGCUAUAUCAUAUCAAAGACAAGGCAACAGUCUACGACCAAAUCAAGACGCUACAAGAACUCUACUCUCCUACCACCUCUGAUAUGGAGUAUCGAGUGCAGAAAGACUAUGAAGCAGCAAAGGUUCUUCAUGCUAGACGGGCAAAUGUCGAAGACUGGUGCAGCGAGUUCCUUACUGCAUAUAGUAGAGCAAAGCAACUUGACCUGCCUGAAGUACACGGAUUCAGAGCACACAAAGAUCUUCUUCGCGCCAUUAAGCAAGUUGAUGCCGCAUACGCCGCCAGCGCGUCGCUCGACAUAUUCAAAGCUGAGGAGAACUGGAACUCAGAUCGCAGCAAGCCAAUACCCCAUCAGUCUCAACUUCCUACUGUUAUUGCCGAGUACCUGCGCUAUUACCGUACCACCUACUCAAGAAAGGUGAAUAUCCAUGGAGGUGCUUUUGGAGCGACGAUAAGUGGCCAGCCGUCUCCAUAUGUCAACAAGAAACGAUCAAGAGACGAAGCAACUAAGCCAACAAAGCCCUGCCUAUGUGGCGACAGUCAUUUCUGGGGCCAAUGUCCAUACAUUGAUACAGCACUC
Molecule: messenger RNA, 759 nt
Organism: Exserohilum turcica Et28A
Lineage: Eukaryota; Fungi; Ascomycota; Dothideomycetes; Pleosporales; Pleosporaceae
Exons: 2
Source: RefSeq, a predicted model, not a curated record